AUGGCAGCUCCAACUCCAUCGGCUGCAGCGACGAAGCCGAUCCAUACCAUAGUUCUGGAUUCUUCGCCGCUCCUACUGAACACGCCCGGUAUCUCCACACUACGGGCUAACAGCAGUGAACUCGUCACAACACCGUCGGUCCUCGCCGAAAUCAGACAUGAAGAAGCAAAGACAAGAGUUGACACAUUGUAUCUACCAUUUUUGAAUGUGCGUACUCCGAACCCCGCAAGUGUUCGUUUUGUGAAGGACUUUGCGCGCAAGACUGGUGAUGGUGCCGUUCUAAGUCAAACCGACUACGAAAUUCUCGCUGUGGCUUACGAACUGGAAUGCGAGAGAAAUGGUGGUGAUUGGCGGUUACGAAAUGCCCCAGGUCAAAAGCGGCUGAAUGGCAGUCCGCCCGAGAAGAAGGUGGAUAUCGCGCCAGAAGCGCAGCCUGUCGAGGCACAGCUGGAACAGUUGACAAUGUCAGAACGACCUUCGACUGCCGAAGAUGCGCAUGUGGAAGAUACAAUAUCCACCGAACCAGAUCCGGGACCUGAGGUCGAAGAAGUGCUCGAUGAUGGAGACUCUGCAGAUUCUGACGAAGGCUGGAUCACUCCAUCCAACAUUAAAAAGCACAAAGCCAAGGACGAAGGUACUGCCAAUUCGAAGCCAUCAGAAAAGACACUCCAGGUUGCCACCAUGACUGGCGACUUCGCCAUGCAGAACGUUCUUCUCCAAAUCAAUCUGAAUCUACUAUCGACCAAGACUUGCAAGCGAAUUUCCCAGAUCAAGCAGUUUAUCCUCCGGUGCCACGCGUGCUUUGCUACCACCAAGGAUAUGUCUAAGCAAUUCUGCGCCAGGUGCGGCAAGCCCACGCUCACUAGGGUCAGCUGCACAACCAAUGACAAGGGCGAGGUAAAGUUACAUUUAAAGGCGAACAUGCAGUGGAACAACCGAGGCAACGUCUACUCGAUACCCAAGCCAACUGCUGGCACAGCGAACCAGAAGUGGAAGGGCCCGCAGGCAGGUGGCGGUAAGAGUGGCUGGGGCAAUGACUUGAUUCUGGCAGAAGAUCAGAAGGAAUAUAUCCGUGCAAUGUCCAGUGAUAAGCGGCGCAAAGAGAAGGACCUGAUGGACGAAGACAUGCUACCAAGCAUCCUGACUGGAGAUCGAGGCAAGACGGGCGGCAGGACGAAGGUCGGCGCGGGAAGAAAUGUGAACUCGCGAAAGCGGUAG
Molecule: messenger RNA, 1218 nt
Organism: Cyphellophora europaea CBS 101466
Lineage: Eukaryota; Fungi; Ascomycota; Eurotiomycetes; Chaetothyriales; Cyphellophoraceae
Exons: 1
Coding region: 1-1218 (405 amino acids)
Biological process (GO): maturation of SSU-rRNA; ribosomal small subunit biogenesis
Cellular component (GO): preribosome, small subunit precursor
Molecular function (GO): RNA endonuclease activity
Source: RefSeq, a predicted model, not a curated record